CUGGAUUGCAGCGCGGUCCAGUCUGCUGCUGGUGGAAGCGAACCUGGCAACCUGGCACAGCGCGUACGGAGACCGACUGGCAAUCUUGCAAUGCGGAAAUAGAUCUGCCACCCACUCCCCCUUGCCCCCCCACCCUCCCCCCCGAGCGCGGACCGAGGAGAGAGGCGUGACGGAGCGAGCAGAGAGGAGAGGGCAUUGCGUUGAAAAAGAGAGAUAAAAUAAUCAACUCUUUCUUUUCCUGUGAGGUUUUUUUUUUUUUUUUUUUUUUUUUAAAUGAAAGCGCUCAGGUGCGCUCAUCUGCAGCGGCUCGGAUUUGCUUUCUCUCGGCACUUGUUUUUGUUUUUUCCAACCUGACAAGUCUGAGAAGAAGAAGGAGGAGGAGGAGGAGGAGAGAAGAAGUGCGUUUCUAAUCGUUUGGAUUCCGGACUUCUGUGCUGACUUUUCCUGUUUGUUUUUUUUGUUUUUUUUUUGCAUUAAGCAUGGAUGUGUUGGCGAAUUACAGUAUUUUCCAGGAACUCCAACUCGUUCAUGACACUGGUUAUUUCUCCGCGAUGCCUUCCCUGGAGGAGAACUGGCAGCAGACAUGUCUCGAGUUGGAGCGAUACCUACAGACGGAGCCCAAGCGACUCUCUGAGCUCUUUGAUGAGGAGCUGGACGGCCUCUUAACGCCUUCCUUCAUGCAGGGGGGAGACAGUGAUGAGGACCUGAUGGAUCCCCUCCUCCCCGGCCUCCCUGACCAACCCAGCCCACCUCCACUACUGGUAUCUCUCCCCAAGGUCCAGGCCAAAAUCCUGCAGGUGACCAACUCUAGCAAGACUCAAGCAGAGGUAGGGGCUGAAACCCUCUCACCAAAGGACCAUGUCCUGGCGGGAGUCAGUGCCGCACAGCUCAGCGCCGCCGUUACAUCCCUAACACCGCCAUCGUCACCGGAGCUCGGCCGCCACCUCAUCAAAUCCACACAAACACUGACCGCGACGGCGGACGGCACGCUAACGCUCAAAUUUGUGGCGAAGAAGGUUGGGUUGGGGGCGGCCAAACUGGUGGCAGCGCAAGCGCUACCGUCGCCGCCGGGCCGGGGAGGAGCCCUCAGUGAUGGCGAGCAGGGAGGAGGAGGAAGUCUGGGAGGAGAGGUGCCAGAGAACAAAAAGAGAGUCCACCGGUGUCAGUUUAAUGGCUGCAGGAAGGUUUACACCAAGAGCUCCCAUCUGAAGGCACACCAGAGGACUCACACAGGUGAGAAGCCCUAUAAGUGCUCAUGGGAGGGCUGCGACUGGCGUUUCGCCCGCAGCGACGAGUUGACGCGACACUACCGCAAACACACCGGCGCCAAACCCUUCAAGUGCAACCACUGCGACAGGUGUUUCUCUCGGUCGGACCACCUCGCCCUGCACAUGAAGAGGCACAUCUGAGGGCAAAAAGAGAAGGAGAAGGAGAAGGAGAAGAAGCAAGAGGAGAAAUUGGAGCAGGAGGAGGAGGAGGAGAUAGGAGGAGAGAGGGAUGGGCAGUCGAGCUACCAACCGCCCGCCUCGUUCACCCCGUCCAUAAACCAGCCGGCGGCCACGGCGCCUGCAGGGCGUCCACCUGAGAGGGAGAUCAAAACGGAGCGACGGCCCUCUCGCUGGAGGCUGCGACCGGAGGGGAAACGAGGAGUAGCUAGAUUGUUGUUUUUUUCUUUAAAAACUACACACUCGCAAUAGUGAACACCCAACACACCCGUCUUUGAAUGCAUCAUCCCGGUGAACCCCGGCUGCUCUCAUGUGGCUCUGGGGACUUGGACACUGCCAAACCAACAUGUACUUAUCUUACUUAACGCCGCUUAUUUUUCUUUCUCUGUAGUCAGUGUGUUUAAACCAUGAAGUCACUUUAGGUGAGGAGAUAGUUCAGUGGGGAAAACUUUAAAUAUCCAUGUAGUCAGUUGUUAGUGCUUUACCGGCUUUUGAAAUCAAAUACUCAACUUUUGUCAUUGCUUCUUUUUUUCUUCAAUAUUUCUCAUACACGGAACUUUAGAAACCAUCAUCUGCCGCAGUCAGCUUCAGUAAUCUAUGUGAAGAAAACAACAACAAAUCUGCAGGAGAGAGACUGUCCGACUUGACUGAUUGUCACAGCUGACAAUCAGGGCCCGGAUGCUGGGUGCUUUUUCGGAGCACCCAUGGGGGCCUCGGUCAGCGGGCGCUGCUGCAGCUCUCAGGCUCUCCUCCGGUGGGUGUUCGCUUCUCUCACCUAGGCUGAGACGCCUGGCGCCUCCGCAGGACAUCUGACAGAAAUGCGCAGCGACACUUUCUUCCCUUUUUUUCUACUUAGAGGACGAUAAUUCUUCUUAUUGUGGUAAUUGCAAAGAAUGACACUUUGUUCUUGUUUCUCUCUUUGGAGAAAACGUCUUAAAACUCACUAAAUUGUGUUUGAGGGAAAAAAAAAGGAAAACUGAAAAAAAAAUCUUUUGGAUGACAUCAACCGAAUGUGUGGGAUGAGAAGGAGAGCCUUGUUGGUCUUUCAAUCCCCAUGUGCACUGGCUCUGUUUCUGCAGCAACCAGUGGAUGAACAGAAAAAAGAAGGAAAAAAAAGAAACAGACUCAUACCAACACUUUGGAUUUGUACUUUUUUGGACUGAAAUAAAAGCAGAGAGGUCUUCAGGUUUUGUUUGUUUUCUUCAGUGCUGCUCUUUCCGCCCUGCGACUCACUCCAGCUGGGAGUCGAAACCGCUUGUGUGACCCUUCGUGGUCUCGCACUCUUACCGGAGUCGGGCGGAGGACUCGCUGGGAAAAAAAUGGAAAACCUGUUUUCUCCUCUUUCUUUUGCUUUUUUUGUUGAUUCUGAGAGUCGUCCUGGAGCUCUUUCACAGACUCCGAGAUCUCAUCUCGCCGGGCAGCACCGCGUGGGCACGACGAGCGAACGCUAAGGAGCUGCUUUUUGCUCACUGGCGUGGGACUCGAGGCGCCAACCCGAACACUUUGUGCGGCGGUGCCGAACGGACGCGGUCACAUCGGCCCCGGUCGAAUUUGCCUGUUUUCGUAUCCAUUGACUGCACUGACUCUCUCUUCUUUUUUUGUUUUCAAUGUUAUCUGUGCUUUUUCUUUUCUUUUUCUUUUUUCUUUUUUUAUACAGCUGAAAGAAAAUGAACUCAAAGAAAAAAAAAAACCUCAUAAAAAGUCUUGGGGAAGAAAAGAAAAGAAAAAAAAAAACGACACAAAAAAACUCUUCUGUCUCACGCUACACAUUGUAUAGAGAACAAGAACACACACUCCGUCUACACACAGACUUACACUGCGGUUUCUUUGCUCACGGCUCCUCUUGAGAUAAGACUAAUAAGAUUUAGAAAAAUAAUUAAUAAACGAAUGAACAGA
Cyclopterus lumpus (lumpfish) is the source of this 3341-nucleotide messenger RNA. It is a transcript of the gene klf7b, whose product is annotated as Kruppel-like factor 7b. The record is from RefSeq and is a predicted model, not a curated record. Gene Ontology annotation, biological process: regulation of transcription by RNA polymerase II. The transcript has 4 exons. Bases 480 to 1409 code for a protein of 309 amino acids. Gene Ontology annotation, molecular function: DNA-binding transcription factor activity, RNA polymerase II-specific; RNA polymerase II cis-regulatory region sequence-specific DNA binding. NCBI's taxonomy places the organism in Eukaryota, Metazoa, Chordata, Actinopteri, Perciformes, Cyclopteridae.